This is a messenger RNA of Owenia fusiformis, 2254 nucleotides long. Lineage: Eukaryota; Metazoa; Annelida; Polychaeta; Sabellida; Oweniidae. The record is from the annotation of a GenBank genome assembly.
UAUUGAGUGAAACACUGAAUGAUAGUCGCUCAUAUAAAACUUUAAAGGUUUUUUUUUCUAUCUGAAGCUUUGCAGUAUACGUAGCAAAAUUGAUAUUAGAAAGCAAAGUUAUGUAUCUGAAAUCAAUCUUAACGUUUUUAGUUAUAAUAGUACCGCUGGACACCAAAAUUUACCUGAACCACAUGGCAUCGUUGUUUUUACCUUAUGAGCACGGCCCUUUGAAGUUUUCAUUAGAAAAAGAAUCAGCAGAAAAAGGAGAGGUAGACAAUGCUAGAGGCUUGUUUUAUACAGUUGGUGGUGAUUUUAUUCACGUUGUUGACAUAAGAGAUCCAAGAUCCCCCCAGAUAUUGUUUUACAUGAAAAAAGCGAACGCCGGUUUUACAGACGUAGGUGUUUGCGGGGAUUACGUUGUAGCGACAAGCGACAAUGCCACGCAUCCUCUUAAUGGCCGACUUUAUAUCUUCUUAGCGUAUGAUUUUGACACUCAGAGUUUGGAAUUGGUUAAUACAUUGACAGUUGGAUCACUUCCCGACAUGGUGGCGUUUACAAGUGAUUGUAAGAAGGCUGUUAUCGCCAUCGAGGGAGAGAGGCGAGAGAUAAACGGACAAGCCGUGGAUCCUGAGGGAGAGAUAGCAAUCGUUGAAUUCAUCCCUGGACUCCCGCUGUCUUUUAAAAUUACAAAUUUGAAUUUUAAAGCCUUCAAUUCAAUGGCGGCAGCUUACAUGAGGAGGGGUGUCCGAAAGAUUUUCCCAAACAAUACAUUCUCAGAGGACUUGGAACCAGAGUAUGUGACCAUUAGCGAUGAUGACAGGACUGCUUAUGUUGUUCUUCAGGAAAACAAUGCAAUGGUAAAGGUUGAUCUAACAAGUGACAAGAUCAUUGAUAUAUUUCCACUUGGAACAAAGGAUUGGUCUGCUCUUAAACUUGAUCCGAGUGAUCGAGAUGGAGGUAUCAAUCUAGCAUCUUAUCCAAUAAGAGGUAUCUACAACCCAGAUUCUAUCAAAUUUAUGAACAUUAAUGGCGAAGACUAUAUCAUCACAGCCAACGAAGGAGAUGAGAAAGAAUAUGAAUUCUCAAAUAGCGAGCCCUGGUCAGAAUCGACAGAGGGUUCCAAAUUAGGUAGACUGCUCUCAAAUGACGUGUCUGAUGAGUUAAAAUCUCUCCUAAUGGACGAGACUAAACUUGGGAGGAUGCCCUUCAGUACGACUGAACAAGAUUUAUCACAAGAUGGCGGGAAACUUUUGGACUUCCUCACUUAUGGAGGGCGUAGUUUCUCUCUCUUCCGAGCUUCAGAUAUGUCCCAAGCAUACGAUAGUGGAGAUAAAUUCGAACAGGAAAUCAAAAGAUCGUUUCCAGAUUAUUUUAAUGCUGCGAUGAAAAUUGGAAUACCACAGAUUGCGGAGCCAGAGGGUAUAGCUGCAGGGAGGAUUGGCAACAAAACAGUAAUAUUUGUUACAAUGGAGAGACCGGGAAUGACGGCCAUAUUCUCCAUCGGGAGCAGGGGCAGACUUAAACCAAAGUUCGAGAGCAUUCACAAUGGGGCUGGCUGCAAUCCAACCAAGAAGGUGGAAGAACUAUACAGAGACAGAGAAAUUCAGUAUGGUAGUGCAGAGACUGGAGUAUUCAUUCCAAAAACUGACAGUCCAAAUGGUAAAGACCUUUUCAUAGUCGUGGGAACAUUUACCAGCACGGUAUCUAUCUAUGAAGUCAAAAACAAUAGGGGGAGAAAGAGGUAUCGUCCGAGAUACUGUCAAUAAAAGGGAACAACUCGACAAUAAACGAAUUAUAAAACAAAUUCGACAAUACAAAACAACAAAAGAUAUCGUAGAUCACAAUGAAAUAGCAGUGCGCGUCACGCCAUUUAUUUUGUAUGGACUUAUCCACUCAGAUAUGUAUAAACGGGGAAAUUAAGUAGAUAUCAGCAAGAAAUGAAACCUUUAGGAUCACAAAUGGCACUUACAAAGACACCCUAAUGACAGAAAAACCUACGAAAACUAGUCCGCUUGAAACACUCAAUGGUGUUUCAUCAUCAGUACAUCUUUCAACUGUGUGUAUUCUCAUAAAACAUGCUGAAACUCUAAUGUCAACAUCGGCAUCCGCUCUCGAUCUCCAGUCGUCCUCCUCGGGCAAUGGCUUGUGGUGCUAAACAAAAAUUUCAAAAAGGCUUUAGUUAAGCUUUAAUGUCCUGUUUAAGAACCUCUAUUCCAACUUUCAAAAAUGGAUUCUAGCAAUACUAUCCCACGUGAAUCUACUU